This is a messenger RNA of Bombina bombina (fire-bellied toad), 6211 nucleotides long. It is a transcript of the gene ALPK2, whose product is annotated as alpha kinase 2. The transcript has 11 exons. NCBI's taxonomy places the organism in Eukaryota, Metazoa, Chordata, Amphibia, Anura, Bombinatoridae. The coding region runs from base 276 to 4181 and encodes 1301 amino acids. Gene Ontology annotation, biological process: protein phosphorylation. Gene Ontology annotation, molecular function: ATP binding; protein serine/threonine kinase activity. The record is from RefSeq and is a predicted model, not a curated record.
GGCAAAUAGAUAAAAAUAGAUCACUGCAAGACAUUAAAAGUUGUAGCUAGGCUGGCAGUCUAUUCAUCAACCCUGCUCAGAUAUAAGGAGGUUGCAAGAGAUUUGAAGUCCAUCGCUUGUAGUUUUGCACAGAAUGACUUUAGAGCACAGGCUAAACAUUUUAUCAUUAAAAACAGCUAGUUUAAAUAUUAAUACAAUGUCAGUUACUUUAAGAAUUUGACACAAACUUACAAAAGUUUUUAUAAAUCAUAGUUACACAAGAAAUUGAUUGCCUUAUGGAGAGAGAUUCAAACCUUAUGGUUCCUGGUACUUAUAAUGCACAAAAUAGUUAUUAUCAUGAUCAACAAAUUCUGACUAUUCAGGAAUUACCUCCUGUGAAUAAACAAACCUUGAACAACAGCACAAUGGUAGAAAACACAGAAGGAACAGAUAAAAGCAAUAAUUGUGAGCUCAAUAUGAAAAAAGAUGAAACGCUUUUUAUUUUUGAGGAAGAUAUUAAAUAUUCAGAACAUUCCAGCCCAAUACAUAACCCAAUGGAUGAAGAUAAAACUAAAAAUGUAUCAUCUAGUAUAAGCAACCAAACUUCUUCAAAUGGUGAUUUACAAAUAUCGAAUAAACUACCAGGAAUAUUUACAUGCCACACCGGUACCAUGGCUCAUGUGUUCUAUGUGUGGCAUACACCUAAAUAUUGUUGCAGUGCUAUUGAACCAAACUGGGAUGAUCACACAACAGGAGCAGAGGAACUUUUUGAUGAUUGUCUCAACUAUUUGGAAUGUACUGAUGUCCUAAGAGACUAUGUCAAUGAAAUCUGGCAAAGGUCUAUGAUAGACAAUGACCCUGAUUUUGUGCUGGCAAGUGACCAGGGUGAUGAGACAAAAGUAAGUCAGGACUGCCUAAAUGGGUGUGAACAUUUCCUCACUGGAAUUACUUGUGUGAAUGAAGUGUCAAAUAACACACCAGCUAUAGAUGACUUGACUGGUCACUGUGACAGUCACUCAGAUCUACCAGAAGCAGCUGUCAAAAGAGAAUUAUCUGGGGACUGUCUAAGAGAUUUACACACAGAAAUGGUGAUUACUGUGGGGCAUCCACAAGACGAAUCUUCCAGUGUGAAAAAUAAAGAGAGAUGUAAACUUGUAUUGGUUGCAGCUGCCAUUCAAAAUGACCAUGCUGGCAUUGAAGAAGAAUAUACAGAAAAUAAUUUGAGUGGAAUAGUAUCUAUUCAUGGUAAAACGAAUAAGGAUGGUAAAGUUGCUGACCUCUUUCCUGCUCGAUUUGUUAAUUCACUGCAAGCAAUGACAGAGGAACCAAAGUCUUACCAACUUAUACAAGCAGGCUCAGAAAAGGAACAAUGUGCAAUACACAGACUGGAUGAUAAAAUGUCUGCUACUCUGGAUAAGGACAUAUCGACCAUUGCUAUAAAUUGUGAACAGGGAGAUUCACAUUUUUCUGACUCAACACCUAAUAAUAGUGAAUACAUCAAGCUUCUGAACAAAAAACACAUAGGGCCGGAAUUAUCUAAAGUUCUCACAGAACCAAUGGAUACAAACUAUAAUUGUUCAACUGACCUUUGUGAGGAAAACAAAGAUUCUGAAGAACAAGGGGACAUUACAAAAUUGAAAACAAUCAAGUCCAAUAAUAUUGACCAGUCACUACUUAAUGACAAAAUAGAUGUUUGCGUUUCAAUAAAAGAAACAGAUCAAGCAGUGGAUUAUCAAAAUGACCAUCACAACAAUCAAACAGAAAAAUGUCUUGCACAAUCUGUUGAAACCAACACCACCCCUACAACGCUGGUUGAAUGUCUUUUGGAUAAAAAUAAAAAUAAGCAAAAACAUAUUUUUGGCACCUGUGCUCAAGAAAGAUUGUAUAAUUCACAAGGAAUAGUUCUUUGGGAAGCAGAGAAGGAACAUAAAGAUCAAGGAUGUACUUGUGAACCAAGGGAACAGGAAUUAGACAUCUUUGAUACAGAGGUUGGUGCGUCACCUAAAAAAAAAACUGAUAAAAAAUGUAAAAAGCAAGACAGUUUGGAUGAUGGCUACCAUUCCUUAGGAAUGUCAUGUGAACAGCAAGGUACUGAUGCUCAGAUCAAAGACGAAGAAAGAAUUAUUAUGGCAGAAUCAGAGACGUACAUAAACCAGGUAAACGAAACCUUAGACCAUGCUCAGUGUAAAGUUGGCAAUAUAAAAAAAGUGCACAUUAAUCAACUGGAUGACCAAAAACAUUCAAACAAUGAAGUGGAAAAAUCAAAGGAAUUGGAUGAUGUAACUGGAAGAAGAUCAGUAGAAAACACAUCAUCGCACCGUCAAGAUUUCCCAACCGUCAAUGAAAGGUUGAAUAGUAAAGUACAUUUAACAACAUGUAAAAAGGCAGAGAAUGUGGGGCUUUGUAACACUAAGACUUUAGUUGAUUACACCAGGAGGACUACUGACACUUUGCCAUGUGAUAUUAAAGGAAAUGUAGUCAACAAAAGUAAUAAACAAAAAUCAAAUCCAAAAACAGAGUCUAGUAAAAGGAAACUUUCAGUACCGUCUUUACAAAAUAAAAAAAAUUGCACUUCUAUUGAUGGGGAUCAACCAAACACUAAACUUGGGAUAGCAAACCUUUCAACUAUUGUGAGAAAAAAGCCAAUACAUUUCACAAGAGAGCUUUCAGUGGCUUCAGAUAGAUCGGUACAUGAAAAUGAAGAUGCACUAUUAUUAAAGGCCAAGGUCGACAUUCCAAAUUCUAAUGAAUCAUUAAAAGUUUGCAAAAAUGCUGAUACUGAUUUAAAAGGCCAUCGAGUGCAGAAUUUACAGUCUCUAAGUUGUUCAGGUCAUCCAGUGGCUGUCACCAACUCAACUGUAAAAAAUGCUGAAAAUAAAGCAGUAAGGAAAAAGUUAAAAGGACAUGGAAAGGAACAAGCCAAAAUUUCCAAGUGUGAAAAAGACACAUUAGCCGGCGAUGUGUCUUUGGCAGUGGAUGAGGGAAAGAGUUACAACAAGGAGAGCAAUACAGAAAUAUCAGCCUUAAAAGACAACAAAAAAGCUCCCCAGCUAAUACAUGCCGUCCAAGCUGAGAUGUUUCCUGAUGGUUCUGGGAACAUGAAACUGUGCUGUCAUUUUGCUGAAAUUCAUGCAGAUUCUACAGUUACAUGGACUAAAGACUCCAAGUUACUUGCACGAAUUCACAGAAGUUCAAAGGAUGAUUCCCCAGUGUCACUGGCAAUAGUCCAGACCAGUAAGCAAGACCAGGGAUUAUAUCAAUGUAUUCUGAAGAAUAUGUAUGGCCGAGUGUCAACUGAAUUUCAUCUGACCUCCGAAGUGUUGGAACAGCUUUCACGUUACCAGGAUAUUGAUGGUGGAGAGGAGAUUGAAUUCAAUCAGCUUCUGUUCAGAGAGGAUUUUAUCAGUGACAUGUAUUUUGGUGGAAACUUACAUGGGAGAAUAUCAACUGAGGACUUACACUUUGGCGAGGGCGUUCACAGAAAAGCUUUCAGGAGUACAGUCAUGUGCGGCCUACUUCCUGUGUUUAACCCUGGCCACUUGUGUGUUCUGAAAGUGCACAAUGCAAUAGCGUAUGGGACUAAAACCAAUGAUGAACUUGUUCAAAGGAAUUACAAUCUUGCAGUUCAGGAAUGCUAUGUGCAAAAUACUGCACGUGAAUACGCCAAGAUUUAUGCAGCCGAAGCGGAAAGGUUAAAGGAUUUUGGAACAGUUCCGGAAAUUAUUCCAAUUUUUCUUAUCCACCGCCCUGCAAACAAUAUCCCAUAUGCAACAGUAGAAGAGGAACUCUUAGGAGACUUUGUGAAGUAUUCCGUUAGGGAUGGAAAGGAAAUCAACUUUUUAAGACGAGAUUCUGAAGCUGGACAAAAAUGCUGCACAUUCCAGCACUGGGUAUAUGAGAAGACCAAUGGAAAUUUACUUGUCACAGAUAUGCAAGGAGUUGGAAUGAAGUUGACAGAUGUUGGCAUAGCCACAAUAGCCAAAGGAUACAAAGGAUUUAAAGGAAAUUGCUCUGUAUCUUUCAUUGAUCAGUUUAAAGCUUUGCAUCUGUGCAACAAGUAUUGCGAAAAACUUGGAUUAAAAUCCUUAAAACCCAGCAAUCAAAAACAGAAAAAGCCAAUAGCAAGCAAGGAGAAAAAUCAGCCAAUCCCACCCGCCACCCAAAAAAGUAAACUCGGCACAAAAACAAAAAAUAAGACGUAAGGGUAAUGAGCAACCCUUUUGAAAUGAAAUGAACUGUCCUAUCUAUAGUAACACUUUUAAACUGCAUUGUAUUGGUAAAUUAAAAACGUAAAUUGUAUUUUAUUAUUUAUGUAUUGACUCUAUGCUCUCUUUGAACUUACAGUUAAUAGGAUAUGGUGGAAGUAAAUACUUAUUGCUGGACACCACCGCCUACGGAGUGUUCUCUCAUAUAUAGAAUUUCUUCAUCACCUAAAUUAUUCUAAUUUCUAAGUGUCUCAUGAAUUAAGAACUUAACUAAUUAAAGCCACAUUUUACUCAUAGAAUUUCUAUCACAGAUAUGAAAAUGCACAUGUAAAAAAAUGUUUAACAGCAGUUUCAGUUGUGUACUAAUGCUAUUGGCUGCCAAUUACUUCCUAUUAACGUUGAUUGGCUGACAGGGCCUUCCUAAUAAUGCUUACUGGUUGGUAGGCACAAUGAGCAUCCAUUCUGCCAAUAACAAAAUGAAUAGGAAGAGCAUACUUGACACUGCUGUAUUAGCUUCAAUUUACAUUUUAAAAAAACCUUUACUUCCCCUUUUUGAGAUUAAAAAUAUCAGAAUUUUAAUGUUGCUUUUACUUAUGGAUUACAGAAAUGUUUGGGUACAGUGUCCCUUUAAAAUAUUUCAAAAUAUUAAUAUGCAGUUUUUGGUACUGUAAUGAACUGACUCUUGUUGACAUUAUAUUCAUAACUGUUCAGGGGAAAACCUAACAUUAAAGGGCCAUAAUACCCAAAUGUUUAAACACUUGAAAGUGAUGCAGCAUAGCUGUAAAAAGCUGACUAGAAAAUAUCACCUGAACAUCUCUAUGUAAAAAAGAAAGAUAUUUUACCUCAAAAGUUCCUCAGUAGCCACCUCCCAUUGUAAAGGAUUUCUAAGCAGCAUUUUAGUGUGUUUGUCCUGGGACAUCUGAAGGGACUAGCAUCGUGCACUCUCAUAUUAUUUCACCAAUCAGGUAAAGGAAGCUUACUAUGAAAUCUCAUGAGAGUUAAGUCAAAUCUCAUGAGAUCACAGUAAGAGUUCAUGACCUCAGCACUGCUGAUGCUGAUUGGCUGCUGUUCAUUUCUUCAUUUUUUUAAAUUUGUUUACCUGCAGCUGGGAGCAGCUGAGUAUAACUUUUUACACAGAACUUACUCUGCUGAGCUGAGGAAAUUGUGAGGUAAAAUAUCUUCCUUUUUUACAUAGAGAUGCUCAGGUGAUAUUUUCCUGUCAGCUUUUUACAGUUAUACUGCAUCAGUUUCAAGUGAUUUAGCAUAUGAGUAUUAUGUCCCUUUAAGGCAUUUGUUAAAGUGCCAAAAAACAGUUUAAGGCUAUGUGCAUAUUAAGGGUUAACGGAGGUAAAACGGUGUGUGAAAAUAAAUUGUAAAAAAAGCUUAUAAGUAUAUUAAUAAAAUCUCCAAACAUCUACAAAAUAUUGCAGGAUAAUGGCAGUGAUAUGAAGCAAGCAUGUACAAAUAAAUUGUUUUGACUUUAUUAUCAAAGGGCUGAAUACUACAAUAAGGUCACUUUAUGGGGUAUAAUGAUAUUGCAGGAUAAUGGCAAUGAUAUAAAGCAAGCAUGUACAAAUACAUUGUAUUGUUAUUAUGCAUUUUUUGACUUGGCAACACACAUUGUGUGCUUUAUUUUCAAAUGUACAUUUCAAUGAUCUAAUUAUUAGGAUAUUUACACUCUAUCUACAUUUGUUCAAAACCCAUACUUGUUUGGGUUCCCACUUGAUAAGCCAUUACAAAAUAGUGAAUACCAGAACCAAAUGUGUGAGAAUUUCUGUCUUGCCUAGUGGCUGAUGUUUUGUGUUUGUAUAUUUUUCCUUGUGGGAGCUGCAUUAUAAAUGUAACAUGUCUGUAUCCUAAAAAUGAAAAUGACCUUCAGUUGUAACUUUGGUACAGUAAUCAGGAGACAUUUUUAUUUGAAUGUAUGUGGGUUAAACGCAGCAGGUCAGUUUUAUCUAUGGUUCGCUUUAGUCAUGAAUGUUUAUUGUAUAAAGUAAAGUACAAUAAAUAGAUCCUUUAUAUUGCAA